CCUCCAUCUUUCUCUUCCUCAACAAUUUGCUUCUCAUCUUUCUUCUCUACUCCUCUCAAAUACAAGAGCUCACACUGCUCCCUAGCUUCCUUCUUCAUCCCUUGAACUAGUUGUCAGCUACUGACCAGCCUGAAGAUAGAUGCUAGUUUGUGUAGAGAAUUCGAUCUUCUGAGGCGUAUGGUGAUCAUGGAGUCAUGUGUGCCUCCUGGGUUUAGGUUCCACCCCACCGACGAGGAGCUCGUCGGCUACUACCUCCGGAAGAAGGUGGCCUCGCAGAAGAUCGACCUCGACGUCAUCCGCGACGUCGACCUCUACCGCAUCGAGCCAUGGGAUCUCCAAGAGCAUUGCAGGAUAGGGUACGAGGAGCAGAGCGAGUGGUACUUCUUCAGCUACAAGGACAGGAAGUACCCGACGGGGACGAGGACGAACAGGGCGACGAUGACGGGGUUCUGGAAGGCGACGGGGAGGGACAAGGCGGUGCGUGAGAGGAGCAGGCUCAUCGGGAUGAGGAAGACGCUCGUCUUCUACAAGGGCAGGGCACCCAACGGCCACAAGACCGACUGGAUCGUCCACGAGUACCGCCUCGAGUCCGACGAGAACGCCCCGCCUCAGGAAGAAGGCUGGGUGGUGUGCCGCGCGUUCAAGAAGCGAACCAUGCAGCCGCCGCGGAGCUCCAUCGGAGCAUGGGAGGCGAGCUACUCCUACCACGACCCCGCCGUCUUCGUCGGCGGCGGGGAACACUUCAAGCAAGAGGCCGCGGCCGAGCUGGACGGCGUCGCCGCCGCCGCCGGAGCUAACGCCUUCCUGCGGUACUCCACCCGCCUGGCCGAGCUCCCGCAGCUGGAGAGCCCGCCGCUGCCAAGCCAGGGGAGCCAGGCGGCCUCGGCCGUCGUCGACGGCGAGGAAGAUAACGCCGAUUCUAGCAGGCGCCCUGGCGGCGGCGGCGGCGCCGCCGCCGCGGUGACCACGGACUGGAGGGCGUUCGACAAGUUCGUCGCGUCCCAGCUCAGCCCCGAGGAGCAGCACACCUGCCGGGCCACCGACGACGACGACAUGGCAGCGCUGCUGCUCCUCGACGGCGGCGGGCAGGAGGACGACGCCGGGAGGUGGCUGGGCUCCGCCGGGUUGCUGAGCGCCGUGGCGGCCGACGCGACGACGGACUGCGGCCUCGGCACCAGCUGCGUGCCUGGCGACAUCAACUGAUUCAGGGCCAAGCCGAUCGAGCUCUCACUUCUCCUUAGCAUAAAGUGUGAGAUAUCUACGAAUUGUAUGGAUGGCUAUAUAUACGUACGCCUAUACAUAUGUAGCUGGUCAAAGCAUCGUUUCAGUUUCAGUUUCAGUUCUUGGAAGUCAAUGGAUGUUGACCAUUAUAUAGCUCCAUCUAUCACUGCACAGAUGUUAAAAAUCAACCAUACAUCUCUACUUCCUCCAUAAGAUGAAACGGAGGUAGUACCUUGUUAUCGAUGGCAAUGGCAUAUAUGCUUGGUAAUA
This is a messenger RNA of Oryza sativa Japonica Group (Japanese rice), 1491 nucleotides long. RefSeq names its product NAC domain-containing protein 105. The record is from RefSeq and is a predicted model, not a curated record. Gene Ontology annotation, molecular function: DNA binding. Gene Ontology annotation, biological process: regulation of DNA-templated transcription. Lineage: Eukaryota; Viridiplantae; Streptophyta; Magnoliopsida; Poales; Poaceae.